Molecule: messenger RNA, 3564 nt
Organism: Ciona intestinalis (vase tunicate)
Lineage: Eukaryota; Metazoa; Chordata; Ascidiacea; Phlebobranchia; Cionidae
Source: RefSeq, a predicted model, not a curated record
AGUUGUUAAACACACCUUUAAACUUAUAGCGACGUGGACUGCAAAUAAAGCAACAACUAGAUAUAGGAAAUAGUUUUGUUAUAUUGACUGCUGUACACUGAAAGUGGCGAAAGAGGGGUAAUGAAAGCAACCUCUGCAAUGCGGGUUGUUUGGUUCUUUACUACAUUAUUGGUCUUAUUUUCCCUCCACGGUGCAUCGGUGACUGCCACACAAACCUGUGGGGGUCAAAUCACUGGCACUGGUUCCGGGAGAGUGAUGUCUCCAUACCACCCACAAAAAUAUCCUAAAAACGCAAGUUGUGUGUGGACUAUUGUCGUUGAUGUAGGUUCUGGCUUACGUCUCGAAGUUGAGCAUCUUAACAACAAAGAGCUUUCUAAUUCAGGAAGUACUGGCCAGUGUUACGACACGUUGGAUAUAUACCAAGUAAUACCAGCGGGUACAGAGCGUCGAAUCACACCCAGUCUAUGCGCUAGUUCUGUUGCUGAGCUCACAACCAAUGUAUUUGAAGUUCCUGCUAUCGGUGGUUCCACAGUAAUCAGAAUCCGCUUCAAGUCUGACUAUGCAAUACAACUAAGCGGAUUUUCUAUAUCCUACAAAGCAAUGUGCAAUGUCACCGUUCAAAACUCGACCGGGGUUCUCACAUCACCGGGAUAUCCGUCCUUGUAUCCUGAAAACAUAGUUUGCAUGACACGAAUAAUAACUCCACAAGAUACAACAGUGCAUUUCAGUUUCGAACAGUUCAUUUUAGAGGACAGUGCGGAUUGCACAAGCGACUCAUUGACAAUCAACACCAACCAAGGAAGUGGGAUUCGGUCGGUUGGGAAGAAAUACUGUGGUAACAAAAACCCAGGACAGAUAGUUGCCACUAGCAACGAUGUGACGAUCACUUUCAUAUCAGACGGGUCGUUUCCAAAACUUGGUUUUAUUGCAAAGUGGUCGACAGACUUUGAGACAUUAGCAACCACAGCACGGUCAACAACAUUUAUUUUACCAACCACACUAUCUAUGGUGGCUCGUGUUGUCUCGACCUUUGCUGCAUCAUCAGAAAACAUCGUUUCCGGGUCAGAUUCACAAAAUGCCUACGGUGGCAAUUGUAGUCGUACAGCUUCUGGAACCAAAUGCCAACGAUGGGACAGAAGCACGCCGCAUGUGCCGAAGUUCGCACCAUCGCCAAGCAAUCACAACUUCUGCAGAAAUCUCGAUGGUGACGCAACACCGUGGUGUUAUACAAUGAACGCUCAUCCUACAUGGGAGUACUGUGACGUGGAAACUUGUCAGGCAGCAUCAAUAGAAGAAUUCCAACAGCAUCAUGCGAGCACGGACAUGCAAAUUUCCACAACUGUACAAUCAAUAACUGCUCCUCCAGUUAUCCAACAUAAAACCACAUCACGAACUUUCAAACCUAGUAAUUUGGAAAGCAAGUACACAGGCACAUGUAGUCGCACGGCAACUGGUAUCACUUGUCAACGUUGGGACGUCAAUCAGCCGCAUUCCACGAGCUUUACACCAUCGCCCAGCAACCACAACUUCUGCAGGCCGCUGGAUGAUGAUGCGACUCCUUGGUGUUACACCACUGAUGCUAGCAUAAGAUGGGAAUAUUGUAAUGUGGAGAAUUGUGCUUCGGACACGCCCGUGACCACAGAAGCCACAACUAUGGAUGUAAGCACGACCACAGACGCCCUUGGAGCAUUGCUUCCAGUUACCAUAAACGCUGGUGAAGUUCAACCAAAAACCAAUAACGGAACCCAAGACAAGAGUUUCAACCGUAAAGAUGAGUUGAAUAAUAACCAAUGGUUCAUUUACGUUGUCGUCGUGUUCCUAUUAUUUGCAAUAAUCGCAACAGUCAUAGUAAUACUAAUACUUCGAAGAAGAAAGAAACGAAGCGAGCACCCUCCUGUGCCCGGUGAAGUUGCAUUCAGGCAACUCGAGGGAGACGAAAACGGAGACCCAGAGUGGAGACCACGUGAAAACACAUACGUCGAGAUUCCGUUCCUAAAUCAGGAUCUGCCGCUGUCAGUUGGAUUCACACCUACGCCGUCACUACCAGGAAGGCAAGCAUCAUCAACCAGCCUUGAUUCAGUGGCAGAAGCGAAGAUAAAAGCGACUGAAGAAGACAAGGUGGAUGAAAUGAAUGGUGGGUACAGCAUGGGCAAAGAUGUUACAGCAGUCGAUCAAGUUCAAACCGCAGAAAAUCCGUACACGCUAGCCAACGACGAACCUGAGUUCAUGCUCAAUCCACUGCCAGAAAACGGACUUGCAGACAAUCCGUAUCAACAAAUCGAUUAUGCGGCGAUGGAAUCACCAAAACUUCCAACCUCGACAACUGCGUCCAAAACGAAGUCGACAAAAAAACCAUGGAGCCGAAUCUUCAAGAAAGCCCAAUCCGAAAAAUCGCUGGGGGUCGCUAAGCCACAACUUUCGCAAAUCAAAAAUCGUCCGCCACAACCUGCCCCACGAAAUAAUAUACCUCACAAAGAACAGGAUCCGGCUGGAAUCAGAAAUCCCACUUUUCAAAAAUCUCCACAAAAAGACGAAUGUUCUCCCGAGUUAAAACCUGAAGAGAGUGUAAAGAACAACAACCCCACAGCUCCUGGAAAAUCGCGACAAUCUAUGACAUCUCUAACCUCGGAAGAUGUAUUCGAGGACAACACUACGUACAAUCAUUACCAAAGCCCAACCGACAUUCACGAAAAAUUUCCCUCACUUAGCAUAAGCGCAAGCUGUUGCAACGACACUGUAACUUGCGCCAAAGAAGGAGAUACCUCAUGCUACGAUUGCCCAACAAAAUGUGUCUUAGCAAAUGCUCCAGUCCCACACGAUUCGUUCAAGGUGUGUAUCUCCCCAGAUAUAAUUGACAAACAAGAAGAAACAGACUCAUGGUACGCGUCUCCCACUUCACCGCAGUUUGAGUUGCAGCAGACCAGUGCACUUUACGAUGUUCCGAAAGGCAGCUCAAGCAGCGAUGAGAAAAGCCGCGGAAACUCGAACGCCAGUACAACAACCGACGACAGCUACUGUUCCAUGGUAAGAACGAAACCGAUGAAACCGAAGACUAAAAAACAUCGUCCUGGUGCUGGUAACGACACCUCUGUUUACACAACAAUGCAGCCAGGGGCUCACUUCGAAAAUAAAAGUUACGGCAUGCAUAAAUAAUCGUGUGGUCAUAGAAGACGGACAUCAUAUGUGAAUUACCAGUUAUAUGGUAGGGUUGGGAAGAUGAGACAUAGUUUCGUGCUUUUUUCUGGUCUCCUUGGUAGUAAACAAAGAAUUAUAAAACCAUAUCCCUAGAACUUCCAUAGACUGUUGUUUAAAAUACAUUCAGAAUAUUUGGAUAUUAUGUGCUGAAGGUGUCCCGUCUUCUCCGACAGUACUUUACAACUUUUUUAUUUUAUCCGACCAAUAUAAAACCAUUCCGAGUUUUAAUCUUCCAUCUCGUUCUUUUGUAAAGUAUUUACUGCACUGUAUUUUAUCGCACUGUCUAAAGAUUUCUUUUGUAUUUAUUGAAACAUUGACUGUUGGACCACAGUUUUGUGAAUGAAAAUAUAUCAAACGCCCUUGCAGCAA